GCGUAUGACCCAGGCCUUCGGCGGCGGUCCAGAGGGUUCGCCCCAAAGAGAAACCACUGCGGGCGGCGGCGUUAGCGGCGGCUUGCGGGGCGCGUGGUCAGCCAGAGACCUGAGGGUCUGGGGGGCUGGGUGCAUCCGGAAGAGGGUCCCCAGGGGCCAGACGGUCCCGGGGCAGGAUCUCGAAGGCGGGCCCCGGCGGGGGCGGGGCGGGCCCAGAGGAGGGUCCCGGGCGGUCCCCGGCGGGCCCGAGCCCGCGGCCAUGGCCGCGCCCGCCGAUCCGCGGCGGCUGUGCCGGCUGGUGCAGGACGGCCGGCUGUGCACCCUGCGCGAGGAGUUGCGGGCGGCGGGGCACGCGGGCUGCGCGGGGCCAGCCGGGGACACCCUCCUGCACUGCGCCGCCCGCCACGGCCGCCGGGACGUCUUGGCCUAUCUGGUCGAGGCCUGGGAUCUGGACAUCGAAGCCGCCAACCGGGACUACAAGCGGCCUCUGCACGAGGCUGCCUCCAUGGGCCACCGGGACUGCGUGCGGUACCUGCUGGGCCGGGGGGCCGCGGUCGACUGCCUGAAGAAGGCCGACUGGACUCCUCUGAUGAUGGCCUGCACGAGGAGAAACCUCGAGGUGAUCCAGGAUCUCGUGGAGCACGGCGCCAAUCCGCUCCUGAAGAACAAAGACGGCUGGAACAGUUUUCACAUCGCCAGCCGUGAGGGCGACCCUCUGAUCCUCCAGUACCUGCUUGCGGUUUGCCCCUCUGCCUGGAGGACAGAGAGCAAGAUCGGGAGGACCCCGCUGCACACGGCAGGUGUGGUCCAGACCUGCGGGAUGCCCCCCCAUGCAAUGCAUGGCUGUUUAGAGGCAGUAGAGGUGCUUCUUCAGAGGUGCCAGUACGAACCGGACUGCAGAGACAGGUGUGGCCUCACGCCCUUCAUGGACGCCGUUCAGUGUGGCCACACGGACGUGGCCAGGCUGCUCCUCAAAAAACACAAGGCUUGCAUGUCUGCUGAGGACUCGCUGGGGGCCCAGGCCAUCCACCGGGCAGCAGUCACUGGGCAGGAUGAAGCCAUCCGAUUCCUGGUCUCGGAGCUUGGCGUCGACGUUGAUGCAAGAGCAGGAUCCACCCAUCUCACGGCACUUCACUUUGCAGCUAAGGAAGGUCACGUGAGCACAGUCCAGAUGCUCUUAUCCUUGGGUGCUGACAUCAACUCCAAGGACGAAAGAAAUCGAUCAGCCCUGCACCUGGCCUGCGCGGGGCAGCACGCGGCCUGUGUCCAGUUCCUCCUGAGCUCUGGGCUCCAGGACUCUCCGGACGUCACAGGCGCCCUGGCUCAGCAUCUCACACGGAGCCCCAACGUCCUUCAGUGCUUCAACAACAGCACGAUGGCUGAGGGCAUUUCCAGAGGUAGACAGUGAAUCCAUGGGAAUGCGUGUGCUGCUACUUCAGUUGCCAGCAGGUGCAGUGAAAUAGGCCAGGAGCCGGUGUUUUCUGCACACCCCCUCAGGUGGAGCACCGCCUCCUUCCCACCCCCCGCCCUGGGAUGAGGCAGCUGGCUUCCUGGCUUGAUGACAGCCCAUUGCACAUUCGGACUCUUUCCAGGAUCUCUGAUUCACUUUUUCUACCUUCGAGUGGAGUUGAUCAUGGGGAUGAAGUCUUCAUCUGGAAUCCUUAGGGAAGCAUAAAAAUACAGGGUGGGGACUUCCCUGGUGGUUCAGUGGUUAAGAUUGUACUUCCGCUGCCAGGGCCAAGGUUCAAUCCCUUGUUCGGGAACUAAGAUCCCCACAUGCCUCGAGGUACAGCCAAAAAAUAAAAUAGUUGUUUUAAAAAAGAAAAUACAGUGUGCCGGCUGUUAUGUGUGAGAUGUUUUAUAAUAAAUCACGUGUGGAAAGGCCAUGAUAACAUUUAGAAUGUAGCAACUUGCCAUUGCCUUGAGCCACAAAACAUGACUGGCCUGUUUACUUUCUUCUUUCACAGGCUUUUCAUUGGUCAUUACAGUGGUUUAGCUUUUGGUUUCAAAGCCGGAAAGGAAAUGCAAGGAUCUAUUUACAUAGACAGUUUAAAAGCAGUUAAUGGAAAUGCGUCUGUAUUCUAAACUCUGCUUCUUAAUGUUAAACAUUAAAACAUUUAAUGUACAUUAAAGCAUUUAAUUAAACAUUUAAAGUUUAAAACAUUAAACUAUAAUGUUUUAAUCAUAAGGUUAUUAUUUUUUUAAUGACAAUUCUGUAUUGGCUCACUUUGGAUAAUAAACGCGUCUACAAACA
Messenger RNA from Bubalus bubalis (water buffalo), 2254 nucleotides. It is a transcript of the gene ANKRD16, whose product is annotated as ankyrin repeat domain 16. The transcript has 7 exons. The coding region runs from base 5 to 1408 and encodes 467 amino acids. The record is from RefSeq and is a predicted model, not a curated record. Lineage: Eukaryota; Metazoa; Chordata; Mammalia; Artiodactyla; Bovidae. Gene Ontology annotation, molecular function: protein binding.